GUCAGUCUGCUGAAGUUAAACUGGUGGACAGAUUGGAGAGAGGUAUUUUAUAGAGAAUGCGAAGAGGAGCCAACUGCAGCUGGAUCGGGCAUGAGAUCCCGCUGUCAUCAGAAAUCUUCAGUGCCAUUAAAGAUGAGCUGUGGCUCUUCCUCAUCCCGGCCGGCCUGGCUGUCAUCAUACUGGGGGUGUUUCUAGAGGAGGUGGGCUUCUUCCUGCGACAUGUUCCAUCCUCCAGACGGAAACGCCUCUACCUGUGGAUAUUAGGAAUGUACCCGGUGUUUGUCUUGACCUCCCUUAUAGCGCUAUAUGUGCCACGCUCUUCCUCACUGUGUAAUUUCAUUGCUUCACUAUAUCACUCCAUCACCUUGCUGAAAUUUAUGGGACUGAUCACAGACUUCUUUGGGGGGAAAAGUCGUAUGCUGGCUGCUCUGUCUGGACAGCAGGUAUCUCCAGAUCCUUUCCCCUGUUGCUGCUGCUGCUGCCUCCCUAUGGUGGCCGUCAACAGCAGCAGCCGUUGCUGGAUGAUGGUGGCUGUGCUGCAGCUCUCUGUUGUCCGCAGCAUCCUGUUCUUCGUCACUCUGGUCCUGUGGACGGAUGAACAGUACGACUACGGAGAUGUGGAUUCGGUCAACCCUAACCUGUAUGUGAACGGCAUCAUAGGCGUGUCAACCUUUGUGUCCUUCUACGGCCAUCUCCUGUUUUACAAAACCACCAAGAGUGCUUUACAUGGUUACGGACUGAGGGCCAAGUUCAUCUGCAUUAUCCUGGUUCUGGUGCUGUGUGGCCUGCAGAGUGGCAUCUUGGAGACCAUGGGUGCUCUGGAGGUUAUCCCCUGCACACCACCCUUCUCUGUCCUGACAAGGUCCCAGCUGAUUUACCACUACUGUGUGAUUGUGGAGAUGUUCUGCAUCGGUCUGUACGCCCGCCACACUUUCCGUAAGGUGGAGCCGAGCAUGGUGGAGGACGUGGAGUUCCCGGUCAGUCGCUGUCAGCUGGAGAAGGCCGUUCAGACAGAGGAUGUUCAGAUGACACAUCAAAGACCUGGCCUGCCAGCAGAUGAUGCCUGGCCAGGCGGCUGCCUUUUCUCCGCCUCCAAUCCUGGGUACAACAGCGACAGCGAGGACAGCCUGUGCAGGAUAGAGCACGCUCCUCUGGAUGGUUUCCCCUUCCCUUCUGCUACAGGUCAGAAGCCGGUAAAGCCCAGACCUGCAGACACAACUGAGCUAGAUGUGAACCACAUAACAGUCAGUGCUGAUAUUAACUAUCAGGAGUCUAAGGAUGUUACUAUGGUUUGA
Messenger RNA from Scomber scombrus (Atlantic mackerel), 1295 nucleotides. RefSeq names its product organic solute transporter subunit alpha. The record is from RefSeq and is a predicted model, not a curated record. Bases 57 to 1295 code for a protein of 412 amino acids. The transcript has 7 exons. Gene Ontology annotation, biological process: transport. NCBI's taxonomy places the organism in Eukaryota, Metazoa, Chordata, Actinopteri, Scombriformes, Scombridae. Gene Ontology annotation, molecular function: transporter activity.